AAAGACUGCACGAGCUGCUGGUGCGCGGGCUUUACUACACGUCGCACCGAGCCACCAUAGCCGUGUCCUCGGUUUCGGGACGGCGCAGCGCAGGUGCCGUACUCCUUCCUGGGGGUGGUGCCGGGGCGGAUGUGGAGCAGAAGCUGCUGGCGGACGGGUAUCGACGAGUGAGCACCACGGGGGUUAAUCCCCCCAGCGAGUGGGAGCGCAGCGCAACGGAAAUGCGGCAGCAGCGGUGGUGGACCCUGCGGAGCAUCCUGGCCGCGCCGCUGGUGGUCGAGAAAGACCAGCAGAGCGAGUACCGACUGCAGGUGCGGCACGAGCUCCAGCUGUCGCUGCUGCUGCACGGGUUCGAGCGGACCCCGCAGUUUCUGCAGGAGCAGGGGCCUCUGCUACUGUUCUACAUGGUGGCGCUCUCCGACCCUUGGGGCUUCCUCGAUCAGGCGGGGCUGGACCGGGAGCGGUUCGCGCGGUUCUUCCGCACGCAGGUGCUCGACCACUUGAAGGCCAGCAAGCCGCUCGCAACGUUGAUGGAGGCCGUGACGCAAGGCGCCUCGCACCGGGCCGCGAGACUGGAGUCUGCGCGCGCCGCGGGCCACGGAGACGUGCUACGCCUCCGGGUGUUCUACCGGCUGUUGUUCAAGCUGUGCCAGUUCCUACGGGCGUUCUUCCCCGAUCUGGAGGCGCCGGACGCAGCAGCCCCCUCGCUAUCAAAUGCAACUAGGUCGGAGUCUGGAUCAUCAGUGCACAUGCUUGUGGUCGUGCUGUUUUUCCGUGACUCAGAAGGCAUGCAGGCUCUAGCAUCACUUACAGGUAGUUUUGAGACGGCAUGACAAGUGCGCUGCUGCACUUCCGCUCAGCAUGGGCAUGAAGAAAUACAACUUUUGUGGAGUAGUAAAUUCAAGGACGGAACAUAUCAACAUCCGGCAGCACGUUGCGAUGUUUUCGCAGCUCUGCCCCUAGAAAAUCUCCUGCGUCCGAAGCUCCUUGCGGCAACGGAGCAAAGUUCUUUAUUCGAUUUGGUGCAGUCCGGUCGUAUGCAUGAAAAAAAUCCCCUGUCUCGGUAGCAAGACAUGGGUACAACUAUUAACUUUUGCUGUCCUCUAUGUGGGAGAGAUUUAUUUCUUGGUGUAGGUUGAAAUAUGCGCAUGAUCCAGACCUAGACGUGUUUACAGUGGAUACAACCCCCCGGCGGGCGGUGACGACGUGCAGGGGCUGCGGG
Messenger RNA from Amoebophrya sp. A120, 1222 nucleotides. The record is from the annotation of a GenBank genome assembly. Lineage: Eukaryota; Dinophyceae; Syndiniales; Amoebophryaceae.